CUACAACAUCACCAGAUGGCACUAUAAAGUUCAAGAAUACCAUUACUUCCAGGAUUAUACAUACUGCCCAGCACUUCAGGCUUUUCAGUGACAUACAUUAAGGAUGGUUGAAUAUUUUUCAUUUCAUGAAGAUUUAUCUUCUGAAAUAAGAAGAAGGCAUUAUCAGGUGUCAGAGACUAAACAGACUGGUGAAAAUAGACUAUUGUAUUGAUGAAUGUUGUAUAACACAUUUACAAGCUAAUGUGCAGGUGUCUUAACCAUCCAUCCUUGAACUGCUAUAUCGCUUUGACGUCACUGUGAGCGUCAUCAAAGCAGCCUGUACCAUUUGGGCUGUUGAAUGGCACCUUAUCACAAGCACUGGCAGGGAAUGUGGAGCAAUAUAAUCACAGUCUCUGAUUUCACACAUUGGCUAAUAUAGUAUUAUACUGAAUAAAUCAAAGUUUUUUGGAUUUUACUGUCCUUUCCUUUAAUGCAUUAUUAAGGUGGAUAAAAUAUAUUUUGCUCAAGAAUGAAAGCUGAUGUUUGUACUUCUACUCCUAAACAUUUCAGGUGGAAAUAUUGUACUUUUUACUUCACUACAUUCAUAUAAUAGCUUUAGUUACUUUGCAGGUUAACAUUUUACAUAAAAAACCCAUGAUCAGCUUAUGAAAUACAAUACCCCUUGAUUCAAAACCCCUUGAGGCAAUAUUGUGAUUUUGGGCUACAUAAAUUAAAUUGACUUGACUUGGCAUGUGACACCUCACUUAAAAUAAGUAUGCAGUUGGGACCCAUUGUCUCAUGUUUCAGAUGUCUAUCAGCAGUUACAAUAAAGAGUGAAAAAAGCAAAUAUAAGAGAAAAGCAAAAAACAAAAAUGUCCACACAUUUGUGCAGCUGAACUUAAUUUGUCUUAUUUGCCUCAUUAAUCAUCUCACAAUGCCUCAGAUUUAUCUUGUGAACCUUUGGAGGGGCCGGAUCCCUAGGUUGGGAACCACUGCGUUAAAUUACCUAGGUGUAUAUAAAGUAGUUCAAACUAGCUUCACUUCAACCAGCUACAACAGAAAAAUGCUACUUACACAUUGAUGCAUCAGUAUCAACAAUGCAAUUAUCUCAUGUAUUAUAACAUGUCACUCAUAGGGACCAGUUUUUUGCAGCACGAGUACUUUUAUUUUUGAUACUUUAAGUACAUUUUGCUGAUUAUACUUCUGCACUUUUAAUUAAGUAAGAUUUUUAAUUAAGCACUUUUACUUCUAAUGGAGAAUUUUUAUAUUGUUGUACUGGUACUGUACUUUUACUUAAGUAAAGCACCUGUGCACUUCUUCCACCAAUUCCAGCGCUACAAUACAUAAUAAAAAUGAUGCAGGAAUUAAGAUGAAAUCUGAAUAGCUGUAGUUUUGACUGUGAUUAACUGCACUCUUCUGUUGACUCUUAUCUUAUCAGCUGAGCUCCAGGAUGGCUCAAUGAUACUGGAGUGAUUUCACUACAGUAAUGUGCUAGCAGGUGGAUAUCUGACUGUCUCCCAUAGAGGGGCUGAGUGGUUGGCUGGCUUGCUGACUGACUGACUGACUAGGAGUGCCAGUCAGGAGAGGUUUUAUGACGCUCACUACUGAUCGAAGUCCACUUAUGGGCCUCAAACAACCAUCAGUCCACCGGGGCUGUUGGGCCUGCCUGCCUGCCUUUCUGUGGCUCUCCUGCUGUAUCUGUCUGGUCUCCUGAUCUCUGCAACAGUGAAGAUCAUGCUAGACUGACCCUGAAGUCCCAUCAGUCAGAAUGGACCUACCUGGUUAUAACUCACAGCAGCCCCAUCCUUUUGUCCACCACACUGACAACUACCCAGAGGAUCUGUUAACUUUGGAAGGAUCAUCAACAUUUCAGGAGUUAAAGACAGAGCCAGACAGUAGACCAGAGUCAGAAGAGAGGUGUCCCAUCUGUGGAGACAAAGUGUCAGGAUACCACUAUGGACUGCUAACUUGUGAAAGCUGCAAGGGCUUCUUUAAACGCUCAGUGCAGAAUAACAAGCAUUACACCUGUGCAGAACAACAGAGCUGCCCCAUGAACCUUUCACAGAGGAAACGUUGCCCUUCCUGCCGCUUCCAAAAGUGCCUGGCAGUGGGUAUGAAGAGAGAAGCGGUAAGAGCAGAUCGUAUGAGAGGUGGCAGGAAUAAAUUUGGCCCUCUGUACAGGCGGGACAGGCAGAUGAAACAGCAAAAGGUUUAUCGCCAGGCAAACACUGCUCCCUACAGGAUUAAGAUGGAAACUACCCAAACACACCAGCCCACAGCUCCAAAUGACCUUCAUCUAAUGAGCAGUCACACAAGUGUCCCAUUGUCCUCUGAUGCUUUUCAUCAGUCCCACGUGUGUCCCUCUGGCAUGGGGCAGUUGGGUCCGCCCAUGGCUCUGGACUGCAAUCUGAAUGCAGACAGGGUGCUCACUCCUACAUCCCUGCCCUACCCUGGACUGUACCACCACACCUUCCCUGGAUACCUCCAGGAGAAAGGAGAAAUACCUUUUAGCUACAGUUUAGCUCCCGCAACCUAUCCAAUGCAUCCAACUCCAAACAAUUCAUUCACUCCAAGAAGCACACCAGCAUCAUCCCCCUGCUUAGCACCAAGCUCAACCACCCCUCUCUCCCAGGCUCCCACACAAACUCUAGACACCCCCUCAUCGGCAACUCUUACACACAAUUUCCUAAACCAGCUCCUGGAGGGAGAGCAGGAUGAGAGCCAGCUGUGUGCCAAGGUCCUCGGCAGUCUACAGAGAGAACAGGCCAACCGAGGCAAACAUGACCGCCUAAAUACAUUCAGCAUCAUGUGCAAAAUGGCUGACCAGAAUCUAUUUGGGCUUGUGGAGUGGGCCAGGAACAGUGCACUCUUCAAGGAGCUCAAGGUGGAGGACCAGAUGGUGCUGCUGCAGAGCUGUUGGAGUGAGCUGCUGGUCCUGGAUCACCUCUGUAGACAGGUGACCUAUGGCAAAGAGGGCUGCAUAUAUCUGGUCACAGGACAACAGAUUGAGGUGUCAACCAUCAUCUCUCAGGCAGGAGUGACACUGAGUGGCCUGGUAUCGAGGACCCAGGACCUGGUGUCCAAACUGAAGGCACUCCAAUUAGACAGACAUGAGUUUGUCUGUCUCAAAUACUUGGUGCUAUUCAACCCUGAUGUGAAGUCAGUGCAGAGCCACAGGCAGGUGGAGCAGACUCAAGAGAGGGUGAACAGGGCCCUGAUGGAGCACACCCAAGGCAGUCAUCCAGGACACUCAGACAAGUUCGGCCAGCUGCUGCUCCGGCUGCCUGAAGUACGCAGCAUUAGCUUGCAAGUGGAGGAGUAUUUGUACCAGCGCCAUCUUCUGGGGGAUUUGCCCUGCAACUCUCUGCUCACUGAGAUGCUGCACACCAAGCACCGCUGAGAAGGUGCUGCUGUAUCUGGUGACACAAGAGUGGCAUAGCCUGAGUUUGCUACUGUGAAUUUUUGCACCUUCUUUUUGGCCUUUCAGACCCAACUGUGUUUUUUACUUUUGAUGAUUGUUGCAAAUAGUCAACAGACAUCCUUUAACAGCCCGUACAGCUUCAGUCACAGUGAGAGGGAAAAUAUGUGACCCAAGAUCAGCAAUGAAGGGGAAUAUUUACUAAACCUGUGUCAUGCUUCGCCCAAGUGCCCAUUAUUAACAGUAUUACCACAACCAACAGCCCAGUAAAUGUUUUUUUCUGUCUGUAUUGUUGAGCAAAUUUGAGAUCUAAGCACAUUUUUUAAUAAGCAGGAAGAGCUUAACUGUGUAAAGAAAAAAGAUAAAUGCAUUAUUGAAUAAAGACAUUUUUGAAACA
Messenger RNA from Siniperca chuatsi (mandarin fish), 3794 nucleotides. It is a transcript of the gene nr5a5, whose product is annotated as nuclear receptor subfamily 5, group A, member 5. The transcript is spliced from 7 exons. Gene Ontology annotation, molecular function: zinc ion binding; nuclear receptor activity; RNA polymerase II cis-regulatory region sequence-specific DNA binding. NCBI's taxonomy places the organism in Eukaryota, Metazoa, Chordata, Actinopteri, Centrarchiformes, Sinipercidae. Gene Ontology annotation, biological process: regulation of transcription by RNA polymerase II; hormone-mediated signaling pathway; tissue development. Gene Ontology annotation, cellular component: RNA polymerase II transcription regulator complex. The record is from RefSeq and is a predicted model, not a curated record. Bases 1748 to 3379 code for a protein of 543 amino acids.